This is a messenger RNA of Puma concolor (puma), 957 nucleotides long. The record is from RefSeq and is a predicted model, not a curated record. Lineage: Eukaryota; Metazoa; Chordata; Mammalia; Carnivora; Felidae.
AUGGGAAACAAGUUCAGUGAGGUUAAGUCACUGGUGCCCAAGGCCCCACGGUGCGUGCAGGGGCUGCAGCAGGGGCUGCUGGUGUGGCAGCAGGAGGCGCCCUCUGACUUUGACCUGGCUUAUGCCGACUUCCUGACUCUGGACAUCAGCAUGCUGCGGCUCUUUGAGACCUUCUUGGAGACGACUCCACAGCUCACGCUGGUGCUGGCCAUUGUGUUGCAGAGCGGCCGGGCCGAGUCCUACCAGUGGGUCGGCAUCUGCACAUCCUUCGUGGGUAUCUCGUGGGCUCUGCUUGACUACCACCGGGCCUUGCGCACCUGCCUCCCCUCCAAGCCGCCCCUGGGGCCAGGCUCCUCUGUGGUCUACUUCCUGUGGAACCUGCUGCUGCUGUGGCCCCGAGUCUUCGUCGUGGCCCUCUUCUCAGCUCUCUUCCCCCACUAUGUGGCUCUGCACUUCUUGGGCCUGUGGCUGGUGCUGCUCUUCUGGGUCUGGCUUCAGGGCACGGACUUCAUGCCAGAUUCCUGCUCCGAGUGGCUGUACCGGGCAACCGUGGCCACCAUUCUUUAUUUCUCCUGGUUCAACGUGGCCGAGGGCCGUACCCGAGGCCGCGCCGCCAUCCACCUGGUGUUCCUCCUGAGUGACAGUGUUCUCAUGGCGGUCACUUGGCUGACUCACAUCGCCUGGCUGCCCAGUGGGAUCCCACUGCAGACGUUGCUGCCUGUGGGCGGCGUCUGCGUCCUCCUGGGCCUGGCUCUGCGGCUUGUCUACUACCGCUGGCUGCACCCUAGCUGCCGCUGGGAGCCUGACCGCGUGGAUGGGACCCGAGGCCUCGGCUCCCUCGAGUGGCGUCGGCUGCCUCAGAACAGGCGCAUGGCCCAGUUGGCUCAGACCUUUUUCCCCAGGGUUAGGGAUGAGGCUGCUUUGCCACAGAAGGGAGAGGUGAACGGGGUCCUUUGA